This is a messenger RNA of Vigna umbellata (rice bean), 2071 nucleotides long. Its product is annotated as laccase-15-like. The record is from RefSeq and is a predicted model, not a curated record. Gene Ontology annotation, cellular component: apoplast. Gene Ontology annotation, biological process: lignin catabolic process. Gene Ontology annotation, molecular function: copper ion binding; hydroquinone:oxygen oxidoreductase activity. NCBI's taxonomy places the organism in Eukaryota, Viridiplantae, Streptophyta, Magnoliopsida, Fabales, Fabaceae.
CCAAUAGCAUUGUAGUACGACUUGCAUAACAUUUUCUCUUUUGUGAAAAUGUCGUGCAGCAAGAAUAUUUUCAUCCAAAUUCUGUGGUGUUUUUCCUUGAUCACUCUUAGUUCCCAAACACAGAGUCAUUACACUUUUGAAGUUAGAGAAGCCCAGUAUACCAGACUUUGUUCCACAAAAAGUAUAUUGACAGUGAAUGGAAACUUUCCAGGACCAACUAUCAGAGUCAACAGAGGAGACACAAUCUACGUUGAUGUUUACAACAAGGGAAACUCCAACAUUACUUUACACUGGCACGGAGUGAAGCAGCCAAGGAAUCCAUGGACAGAUGGUCCAUCAUACAUCACUCAGUGCCCCAUCCAACCUGGUAUGAAAUUCAGACAAACCUUGAUUUUUUCUUUUGAGGAAGGGACCAUAUGGUGGCAUGCUCACAGUGAAUGGUUAAGAGCCACUGUCUAUGGUGCUAUCUAUGUCUAUCCAACCAAGACUACUCCCUACCCUUUUCCUCAACCCGAUGCCGAGAUUCCCAUCAUAUUUGGAGAGUGGUGGAUUAAUGAUGUCAACGAGGUCUUCAGACAGUCUUCUGAAACCGGAGCAGCCCCAAACAUAUCUGAUGCUCUCACUAUAAAUGGUCAACCCGGGGAUCUCUUGCCUUGCUCAAUUCCAGAAACGUUCAAGUUUAAUGUAGAACAAGGGAGGACUUAUCAUCUCCGAGUUAUUAACGCGGCACUGAAUCUGAUUCUCUUCUUCUCCGUUUCCCAACAUAACCUCACUGUUGUUGGUUCUGAUGCUGUAUACACCACGCCAUUGACAAGGGAUUACAUUUGCAUAUCACCAGGACAAGCAAUGGAUGUGUUGUUGCACGCCAACCAAGAACCUGGUCAUUAUUAUCUAGCUGCAAGGGCAUAUUCAACUGGGCUUGGUGUUGCCUUUGAUAACACCACAACCACUGCUAGAAUAGAGUACAGUGGCAAUUACACUCCACCUUCAUCUCCUUCAUUACCCAACCUCCCCGACUUUAAUGAUACACAAGCAGCUUUGGACUUCAUCACAAACUUGAGAGGCUUGCCUGAGAGAUCCCCCAGUCCAGUCCCAACAAACAUCACAACUCAAAUAGUCACCACUAUUUCUGUCAACACUUUGCCAUGCCCUAAUGGCAGAAACGACUGCCAGGGUCUAAAUGGAACCAUUUUCUCUGCUAGCAUGAACAACAUAAGCUUUCAAACCCCCGACAUUGACAUUCUAAAAGCCUAUUACUAUCAUAUCAAUGGGAUAUACGAACCGGGAUUUCCCAGAUUCCCACCUUUUACAUUUAACUUCACUGCAGAUCUUUUGCCUAUAACGUUGAAUACACCAACGAAAGAGACUAGGGUUAAUGUGCUGAACUAUGGUGCAACAGUUGAAAUUGUUUUCCAAGGAACAAACGUUGUUGGAGGGAUAGACCAUCCUAUCCAUCUCCAUGGGUACAGUUUCCAUGUUGUUGGAUAUGGAUUAGGCAAUUUUAACCAAAGUCAAGAUCCCUUGAAUUUCAAUCUCGUUGAUCCUCCUUACUUGAAUACUGUGAUUGUGCCAAUAAAUGGAUGGGCUGCCAUUAGAUUCGUGGCUGUGAAUCCUGGGGUAUGGUUUAUGCACUGCCAUCUAGAACGCCACCAAUCUUGGGGCAUGCAGACAGUUUUUAUUGUGAAGAAUGGAAACUCUUCAAGUCAAAUGUUGCCACCGCCGCCGCCAGACAUGCCCCCAUGCUGAAGAAUAUUCUGGACUUUCUCUGUUUAAAGAACUUUACAUUGAAAACAAUAAGUUAAAUGUUUGUUUUACCUUACCUCUCCGGAAGGCAUGUGUUCCAAAUUUGAGGAAAUGAGUUCUCCGAGUGUAUUGCUUUUUGUAAUAAUUCACUUGUUCUUUUAUUAUUUUUGUUUCAGGGCAUUAUUAAACGGUCUUUUAAUUAAGAUUUUCUUUCGGCUAUUAAUUGCUUGGUGUGUGUAGUCUUUGGUUUUGGUUAAGUGUCACAUGACCAUCGCCAAGUAAAAAUGACAGCAGACUCAAAACAUUAUCGAUUGCUGGCUAUAUAGAG